CGCGAUAGGCAGGUGGAGCUCCGCCGGCUCUCCCUCCCUCUCACACUUCGCAUGUGGUGCUGUGGUCAUCAGUCUCGCAAUGGAGUGUCUGGUAUGAGCACACGGUCGACAUGCCCGUGAUCGACGUGUCAGCUGUUGAUGCGGUCCAGUGAGCCCGGGGUCCAAGAAGGCAGCAACAGCACUUCUGCCCGACAUCCAGCCUGGCCGAUGCAGCUCCACCUCCACGUCAAACAGGGCGUAUAUGCGUUCAAGUUUGACUGCAACACAGGUAUAUUCAUUACAUUUGCAAUGGAAGAUAAUCGGACCAUAAUUCCCAAGCACCAGUCUUACUGUAUAUACGUAUGUGUGGAUGAAUGCUGGACGACCCUUCCCUUCCUUGGAUCCAUUUUUCCAACAUUCUCUUCGCUUCAAUCUCUUCUUCAUUCGCGGACUGGACUUGAUCUUACUCAACCCUUCCUCUUCACUUUGACGGACCCGGCAUAACUCCUCAUCAUGGGUUCGAUCGAGGCGCCAGUCUCUGGCAUCAGGAUAUCUAUUGACCGAGGAGGCACUUUCACCGAUUGUGUCGCAACCGUGCCUGGGCAGAGCGACAUUGUCAUCAAAUUGCUCUCCGUGGACCCCGAUCACUACCCCGAUGCACCGGUCGAGGCGAUCCGCCGGGUGUUGGAGCAAGCGACCAGGAAAUCGUAUCCUCCGGGUCAGAAGAUCUCCCUGCGAGGAGUUGAAUCAAUCAAAAUGGGUACUACGGUGGCCACUAAUGCACUUUUGGAAAGGAAAGGCCAACAGACCGCUUUUGUUGUCACCCAGGGGUUGAAGGAUCUUCUACACAUUGGCAACCAGUCAAGACCGGACUUGUUUGACCUGACCAUUAGUCGGCCAGAGGUUCUCUACAGCAAAGUGAUCGAGAUUGCCGAACGGGUGACUUUGGAAGACUGGACAGAAAGCAACCAGCCGCCACGGCAGCUUGAUGUUGGCCACGACCCAGCCCUUGUCAAAGGAGUGACUGGCGAGGUCGUGCGGAUCUUGGAGCCUAUCGAUCUCUCGACAACACGGCGACUGCUCCAGCAGGUGUAUGACGAGGGGUAUCGAUCAAUAGCAGUCUGCCUGAUGCACAGCUACACAUUCCGCGACCACGAAAAGAUGGUGGGCCAGAUGGCAUCCGAGAUUGGGUUCACGCAUAUCUCAUUGAGCGCCGACCUGUCCCCAGUCGUGAAAAUCGUGCCGAGAGGAAACUCUUCCACUGCCGAUGCGUACCUGACUCCGGAGAUCCAGAAGUAUAUCGCCGGCUUCGUCUCCGGAUUCGAAGACCUGUACGAAAGUGGAUGUCGAUGCGAGUUCAUGCAGAGCGAUGGCGGUCUCGUGGAAUUUUCUCACCUUUCAGGAUUACGAGCUAUUCUGUCCGGACCGGCUGGAGGUGUUGUCGGAUACGCCCGGACGUCUUACGAUGAGGAGAAGAAAACUCCAAUCAUCGGAUUCGAUAUGGGUGGUACCUCGACCGACGUGUCACGGUACGCUGGAGAGCUGGAGCAGAUCUUCGAGACGACAACCGCCGGAGUUACUAUCCAAAGCCCUCAACUGGACAUCAAUACCGUCGCGGCCGGUGGAGGUAGCAUCUUGACGUGGCAAAGUGGAAUGUUCAAAGUCGGCCCUGAGAGCGCUUCGGCCCAUCCUGGACCAGCCUGUUAUCGGAAAGGCGGUCCUUUGACAGUAACGGAUGCCAACUUGAUCCUAGGGAGAAUCCGCCCCGAGUUCUUCCCGAGCAUCUUUGGUCCAAACGAGGACUUGCCUCUGGACAUCGAGGCCAGUAAAGCUCUCUUCGAAAAGUUGGCGGUCGAAAUCAACAACUCGGUGGAAACUAAGCUGAGUGUCGAGGAGAUAGCGGCAGGAUUCUUGGAUGUUGCCAACGAAGCCAUGUGUAGACCCAUCCGGACACUCACAGAGGCGAAAGGAUACGAUGCAAGCCAACAUCACCUUGCGGCUUUUGGUGGAGCUGGAGGCCAGCAUGCAGCUGAUAUCGCGGAAAGACUGGACAUCUCCCGGGUGUUGAUUCACAAGUACUCUUCUCUGCUGUCUGCCUACGGCAUGGCGCUGGCAGACGUGGUACAAGAAGAACGCAGUCCUUCGGCUCUGACAUACUGUGAGGAAAAUCUGCCCACGUUUGCUGCCGAGCUUGAUCGCCUGCAAGUCAAGGCAGAAAAGGUUCUCCUCAGCCAAGGCAUUAAACCCUCUCGUAUCACUUCCGAGAGGUAUCUGAAUAUGCGCUUCCACGGCAGUGACACCCCACUGAUGGUUCACCAACCCAGUGAUGGGGAUUUCGUCAAGAAAUUCAAGGAGAUUCAUCUCCAGCAGUUCGGUUUUCUGCCCUCGAAUCGACGGAUUAUCGUUGACGACUAUCGGGUUCGCUCUAUUGGCCACAGCUUCCUUGAUUUACCAACGCCAUGGGCCAAGGAGCUGGCACAGUUCAGCACUUUUUCGACCCCCAAGGCAGAUCUGACCAAGAAGGUCUACUUCAAGUCCACCGGCUGGUAUGACACGCCUCUGUACAAUCUCAAGCUCCUGCGGCCAGGCUCCCGAAUUGCCGGACCCGCGUUGAUAAUCGACAACAACCAGACCAUCAUCAUCACCCCUCAAUCCGUCGCCACAAUUUUAUCAAACAUGGUAGUCAUAGAUGUCGCCGCCAGCAAAAAGAAUCCGAUCUCCGAAACGACGGUCGAUCCUAUUCAACUCUCCAUUUUCGGACAUCGAUUCAUGGGUGUCGCCGAGCAGAUGGGUCGGUCGCUCCAAAAGACUAGCGUCAGCACCAAUAUCAAGGAGAGGCUGGACUUUUCGUGCACCGUCUUCUCACCAGAUGGAGGCUUGGUUGCAAAUGCUCCUCAUGUGCCCGCGAUGAUUGGCAGCAUGGCAUUCGCUGUGAAGUGGCAGAUCGAUCACUGGAAGGGAGAUUUGCGGCCCGGAGACGUUAUCUUGUCCAAUUCGCCAAUCUGUGGAGGCACUCAUUUGCCUGAUCUGACCGUCAUCACCCCGAUUUUCGAUGAAGCAGGCGAGAAGAUUAUCUUCUGGACUGCCUCGAGAGGCCACCAUGCAGAUAUUGGUGGUGUCUUACCAGGGUCGAUGCCACCAAACUCGAAAGAACUGUGGGAAGAGGGUGCGGUCAUCAAAGCAUUCAAGGUCGUCGAGAAUGGCGAAUUCAAAGAAGAAGAACUCACUGCACUGCUGAUGGAGCCACAAAAAUAUCCCAACUGCAGCGGCACUCGAUGUCUUCGUGACAACAUCUCAGAUAUCAAGGCCCAGGCGGCGGCCAACCACCGUGGGAGUCAGUUGAUCCAUUCGCUGAUCAAAGACUACGGCCUGGAAAUUGUUCAGUUUUACAUGGAACAAAUCCAAAGCGCGGCCGAGCUUGCCGUCCGUGAUAUGCUGCGGGCCAUUUACAAAAAGACAUCCGGCAAGCCCUUGUAUGCGACCGACUACAUGGACGACGGCACGCGGAUUUGCUUAAAGGUGACCAUCGACCCGGUUAGCGGCGGUGCGGUUUUCGACUUUGAAGGUACAGGGCCCGAGGCAUAUGGCAAUUGGAACGCGCCCAUCGCCAUCUGUCAUUCCGCAAUCAUCUUCGCGCUACGAUGCAUGGUCAACAUGGAUAUUCCCCUGAACCAGGGCGCAAUCCGUCCUGUCGAGGUCAAAAUCCCCAAGGACUCGCUGCUCAACCCUGGCCCCACCGCUGCCGUGUGUGCAGGCAACGUGCUCACAUCGCAGCGCAUUGUGGAUGUCAUAUUCCGUGCCUUCAACGCCGUGGCAGCCAGUCAGGGGUGCAUGAACAACUUGACGUUUGGGUCAGACGAUGCAGAGAAUGGAUUCGGAUAUUAUGAGACCAUCUGCGGCGGGUCUGGCGCCGGGCCUGGCUGGAAGGGCACCAGUGGCGUGCACACCAAUAUGACGAACACGCGCAUCACUGACCCGGAGAUCCUGGAGCGGCGGUAUCCCGUUGUUUUACGGCAGUUCUCCCUGCGUGAAGGCAGUGGAGGCCGCGGCCUCUAUCCAGGAGGCGAUGGCAUUGUUCGAGAUAUUGAAGUUUCCAUCCCCAUGAAAGUCUCCAUUUUGAGCGAAAGAAGAUCAUUCGCACCAUAUGGCCUGAUGGGUGGUGGUGACGGCGAAAGAGGGCAGAAUCUCUGGAUCAGGAGCGACGGCCAUGUCAUCAAUCUCGGUGGGAAGAACACUGCGUCCAUGAAGGCCGGCGAUAGAAUUGUCAUUCUGUCACCGGGAGGAGGAGCUUGGGGAAGCGCUGAAGAGUCUCCACCGGCUGAACAGUGCUACACACCGGUUGUAGAAAAGACGAAGAAAUUCCGACCGGCGGCAAAUGGAAGCGUUGACAUAAUUCAGAGCAUGGGAGAGUCGGCUUGAUUGAGGCCAACUCACAGGUUUAUGAUUGCAUGGAGCCAACGUUGCUUUGCGUUGUGAGCACCAGGUCAAGUACAUGCUACAUACUGCAGUGUCGUCGGCAACGGACGAGUGCCAAGCCGUCGAUGAUGUGCCCGAUCACAUGACGUGUCAAGUCACGUGCGAAGGGGACACGUAGUAAGCUGUAUGCUGUCAAAUUUAAAUGAACUUCUACAAUCAUG
Molecule: messenger RNA, 4616 nt
Organism: Exophiala dermatitidis NIH/UT8656
Lineage: Eukaryota; Fungi; Ascomycota; Eurotiomycetes; Chaetothyriales; Herpotrichiellaceae
Product: 5-oxoprolinase (ATP-hydrolyzing)
Exons: 7
Coding region: 493-4398 (1301 amino acids)
Biological process (GO): glutathione metabolic process
Cellular component (GO): cytosol
Molecular function (GO): 5-oxoprolinase (ATP-hydrolyzing) activity
Source: RefSeq, a predicted model, not a curated record